Puccinia graminis f. sp. tritici CRL 75-36-700-3 is the source of this 2216-nucleotide messenger RNA. RefSeq lists its product as uncharacterized. Gene Ontology annotation, molecular function: transmembrane transporter activity. NCBI's taxonomy places the organism in Eukaryota, Fungi, Basidiomycota, Pucciniomycetes, Pucciniales, Pucciniaceae. The transcript is spliced from 19 exons. Gene Ontology annotation, cellular component: membrane. The coding region runs from base 401 to 1963 and encodes 520 amino acids. The record is from RefSeq and is a predicted model, not a curated record. Gene Ontology annotation, biological process: transmembrane transport.
CCCCACUCACCCACACACAGAUUUAUUUAAAAGGCGCUGAGUUGGAGCCAAGCCGCCCGCCUACAUACAACAUACGCCGCGGGAAACGAUCGACGUCUUGGUUGAACAACUUCGGCCGGGAAAGAGAAGCCCAAUUGUAGAAAGUCCCACUCCGAGGAAGCACCUGUACUACCCGAAAGAGUCCACAUCCUUUUUUCCCUAACAUUAAGCAUCCACUCUCCACGAAGCAUCUCUGAUCUACAUAAUCGUCUUUACUCUCGACUUGAACCCUUUUUAUCUUAUUUGAUCACAUACAACAAGACUACCUUAUUCACACAGUUUUUUCAGCGUUCGCUAGUCGGCAAGAUUGGACUUACACAUUCAGUUUAGAUAUCAUUAUCACCACGGUGGCUGGACUGGAAUGGCACAUCCAUUCUACAGCGAUGCGACCAUCAAGGGCAAUGAUCCCGACACAGAUCCGACUGACAAUAUUGUAAAGUCAGCACCAGAGAAACAGCCCGCUGGUCAUUCGGAGGACGGAAAAUCCACUAGUCAACUUUUGGAACGAAGUGCUUUAUGGAAACUUGAUCUAACGGUCAUUCCAAUCGUAGCCAUGUUCUACUUUUUAAGCUUCUUGGAUCGAUCUAAUCUGGGAAAUGCCAGGAUUGCGGGCCUCCAAUCCUCCCUCCAUCUGUCUGAUCACCAGUACUCGAUUGCCUUGACGGUCACCUACAUUCCUUACAUUAUGGCCGAGAUUCCUGCAAACUUGCUGCUAAAGAAGCUUGGGCCGAAUUACUUUCUACCAGGGAUUGUGACCUGCUGGGGCCUGAUCACGACCCUCCAAGGCUUCGUCAGGAGUUACUCCGGCUUGAUUGCCGCCCGUUUUUUUCUUGGUUUGGUUGAAGGUGGGAUGUUUCCUGCGAUAGUGUUAUACCUUUCAUUCUUCUAUACGAGACGCGAGUUGCAGCUCCGGAUCGCCCUGUUUUUCUCUUCCGCGUCCUUGUCUGGCGCAUUCUCUGGUUUACUUGCAUACGGCAUCAUACGGUUAGAUGGUAGGGGAGACCUGGCGGGAUGGUCUUGGAUUUUCAUCAUCGAAGGACUAUUCACGUUCUUCUGGGGUUUGAUCUCCUUCUUUAUCUUCCCGGCCUCCAUCGAGAGCAGCAAAUACUUGAACCCGAGUGAGAAGGCUAUAUUGAAAGCACGGCUGCUCAGGGACCGUCCGAUGGCAGACGAUUCACUCGAUUGCUUCUCGUUCGCCGAGGUCCUCGCUUCAAUAAAAAGCCCUCACGUCUUGAUAAACUUCGUCUCACUCUUCAUGUCCGGGACAGUACUAUACAGUCAGGCAUACUUCCAACCUACCAUUGUCAACAGUUUAGGAUACUCGGCAUCCCGCAGUCAAUUGAUGAGUGUUCCGCCUUUCGUGGCAGCGUUUGUUGUGAUGCUUGCGACGGCGUACAUCUCUGACAAAUUUUGCACGAGAGGGCUUGUAACGAUCGGGUGUGCAUUGACUGGGAUGAUAGGUUUCAUCUUAUUUCAUGUAGCCGACCAAGACCAGAUGUCAUUGAAGUACGGCUCGUUGUUCAUCUCGCUUUCUGGAGUGUACUCCACCAUCCCUCCACUCAGCGCAUGGCAAUCCAACAACAGUGAAUGUCAUUACCGAAGGGCUUCCUCGAUUGCACUCGGCUUCAUAGCUAGUAAUCUAGGAGGGAUACUCAGUACUUGGAUCUUCCCUCAGUCAGAAAAGCCAGGGUAUCGUACUGGGACGCUACUGAGUCUUGCCUUUUGCGCCGGAAUGAUCGCGACGGUAAGCUGCAACUUGGUCUGGCUCAAGUCGGCGAACCGAUCAAAGAUUGUUAAACGAGAAGAGCUACUCAAGGACUAUCCUAACCAUGACCAAAAGUCCCACCCCGAGAACAAGAGGAUCCGUCAACGGGCCUGGGCCGAUCUAGGCGAUCGUCAUCCCGAUUUCAAAUAUACUUAUUAACUACUUCUCCGGUGUUCUAUUCAUCAAUCAUUCUAUAAUUUGCCCACUUUGACCUGCUCCUUGCUUUAGGAAGUGCUUCAACAGUACCCUUUUCCUUCACUUCUUGUCCAUUAUCAUCAUAUGUCCAAUAGAUUUUUUUUUUUUGGGGGUUGGAAAAACGACUCCCAAAAAUUAGUCGACGACUCCCGUUUUGGUCGAGGGGUCGUCGGCUGGGAGUCGUUCUUCCAAAAGAUGGCCGACUUUGGGAGUCGGC